This is a messenger RNA of Coffea arabica (coffee), 1418 nucleotides long. RefSeq lists its product as uncharacterized. NCBI's taxonomy places the organism in Eukaryota, Viridiplantae, Streptophyta, Magnoliopsida, Gentianales, Rubiaceae. The record is from RefSeq and is a predicted model, not a curated record.
GGUUAGUUAUUCGUUCUCGCAAUUUCUCCUCUACUAGCUCUGUCUCUCUCGGCUCUGUGCGUGUGUGUGUGUUUUUCCCAUCUGCAAUGGCGGAUGCGACGUCGUCUUCACCAUCACGAUCUCCGGCGAAUGCUGAGCUGGCUCUUCCACGUUCCGACGUUGAAUCUCAGCUCUCCUCUCUCCUUUACGAUCUUUCCCACCGGGUACAAGCUGCUAUGGAGGAUAUGCUUAAGAUGAUAAAUGAAAUAGAUCAGAAUUCUUCUGAUGUAAUGGAUGACAUAAAGAACUGCAUGGACUUUGCUCUUGAGAGGAAAAGAACCUUAGAUGAAGAGAAAGAGCAUUAUCAGAAAGCUGCCUAUACUGUUAUAAGCAUGCUGAAUAACCAGUUUGCUGAAGGCUAGGAUGAAGAAACACCAGUUCAUGGAGGAAUUAUCCUAAAUGAUACUGAAUGCCUAUCCUGGAAUGAGACUCCCACUCGUUACAAACUCUGGCAGUCUUCUUAGUAUUGGUAUUCUAGAUUCAUGGUAUGUAGAGUUUAUUUGAACUUCUUUCAUUUGUCAAGAAAAGGCACAGAUCUGCUAUUAUUUUUUUUCUGUUCAGUAUACAUGUUUAAUUUGUACUGAUGCUGAGUGAAGAUAAUUCUCUUAAGUGAAGAGUGCUUGGGUGAUGAAAUGUUCUGAUCCCCAUAAGCUGCCAAAUGUUUCAAGUUUUACUCUCUCAUUUCUUUGUGCUGUAGCCUUUAUAUGUUGAUUUAGCUAUGCAUCUAUUUUCAUGAUUCCGCCCAUGAGAUUCAUAUAAUUGAGAGCUUUCUGAGAAAUCUGGAAUGAAGUAACAGGCAUUCUUUACAUUGUCCAUCUGUCUGCUGCCAUUAUAAUCUUACACGAAACACACUAGUUAUCCACGACAUCCCUGACUUUAGGGUUAAACACUUGUAAAGUGUUGCUUAAGAUCAGAUAUCUCUCAAGUAUCUUUAGGACUGAUAAUAAAUUUAAAACUCAAGGUAAAGUGCUUCACAAUUUAGUUAACUUACAAUAUCGGUAUAGCGUUUAAUUGACAACAGAAAAAUUGCAUAUUCUUAUCUAUCGUUAUUCUGUGUUGAAAUUGACCUUAUUGCUGAAUCUACAUUAAAUGAUUGAAUAUCAUAGUUCCCAAAGGCAUUCUCCACAAUCGGCAUGCCUUCAUAUUUAAAUCCCAGUAAUAGUCUGAAGUUUUCUCAGCAUUAGGUUUGCCAUCACAAUCCACUGAAGGAAGCACAAUUAAUUACAUUCUCUUCAAUUUCAAUAUACUGUUCCUUAUUCUCUAUCUUUGAUAUAAUAUCACUCUUAUGCUGUUUUAUGAGUUUAUUAUCCACUCUUAGUUCUUCAAUUAUCAUUUAUAAUUCAUCGGCAUAAAGGAUAAGAUUUUGUGAACUUCAAAAA